This is a messenger RNA of Panicum hallii, 2331 nucleotides long. Its product is annotated as protein trichome birefringence-like 21. Gene Ontology annotation, cellular component: Golgi apparatus. The transcript is spliced from 3 exons. Lineage: Eukaryota; Viridiplantae; Streptophyta; Magnoliopsida; Poales; Poaceae. Gene Ontology annotation, molecular function: O-acetyltransferase activity. Bases 962 to 2248 code for a protein of 428 amino acids. The record is from RefSeq and is a predicted model, not a curated record.
GCUGCCGUGGGCGUUCGAUUCAUCAACAUCCCCGGCGAGCCGAGCGAUCGAGCAGCCAUGCGCUUGACUUCACUGGUUGGCCGGGCUUGGCGGCUAUUUGGUCCGUAGCGAGCCUCGCCGUGAACGUGCCCCGGCGGCUGGAGCCUUUGCUGCAACGACGACCAUCUCUGCUUUGAUCUCCGAUAUUAUUCGUUCUUCAUAAUAGGGAAGAACAGAGCACACGAAUGGAACACUGAACUCCAUCUGAUAGUUGGUUCAGACAAGGAACCCCAUUUGAUCUGGGGUGGAGAGAGAGGAGAAGAAGCCUCGGCGGGGACGGCUGCGCGAGGCUGCGAGCGCUCGAUUUCAUCUGCGGCGGCAGGCGGCGCGAGGAAGAAGAAGAUAGGGAUCGGGAGGAUGACAUGCGGAGCCAUGAGUUAAGGGCAAAAACACAAUCUACCUUCAAAAUCCUCUUUUUCUAGAGUAGGUGACAUCCUGCAUGCCAAACACCCCAUCCAGCCAGCUUCAGCUCCAUCCAGAGCUCCAAAUAGCUCUAGGUGGAGUGGAGCUGCUUGUAGAGUUGAGCCCUGCAAAAUAGACCUAGCUCACUCCGUGAUACAAAAGUACAAAACGCAUGGAAACUGCAAAAACUUCUGUGAAUUGAUUUUUUUUGCCAUGUUCAGGUCAAAGUAAGCUCACAUUGCCAGUCCAGUCUGUGCAAAAUUGCCAAUCAGUUCGUCGAAAUUUUUUUUGCCAACCAUGCCGUGGUCCGUGGCAGCAGGGUUUUUGUAAAGGAAACUGAGAAAUGGUAGUCGCGAAACGCACACUUCGACGUUUGACCUCCACAGCCAACAGCCCAGCCGGCAAUACAAAACGCAAGCUGCACUGCGCACCCUGCAUUUUCUUCGUUCCUCCAUUCCCCGUCCCCUAAGCAAGAAAGCGUCCUGACUCGCAUCGGCUUCCCACCUCGUGUCCCAAGAUCAUGAAGCCCCAUAAGAGCAACCCUUGUUCUCCAAAGCGCUCGGCCGCCAUUGUCACGCCUGUCGUCGUUCUGCUGGUCCUCGCGCUUGUCUCGGUCUACGACAUGACCUUCUCUAAUCGUUACCCGCACAUCGACCGCGUCCCGGCGUCCUCCUCGUCGUCGUCGCUGCCGUCUCCGGCCAACUACUCAUCUUCGGCGCCUCCGGCCACCACCACGGAGUCCUGCGACCUGACACGGGGCCAAUGGGUGCCUGACGACGAGGCGCGGCACUACACGAACCUGACGUGCCCGUUCAUCGACGACCUCCAGAACUGCAUGAAGUUCGGCAAGCCGAGCCUCGAGUUCAUGCGGUGGCGGUGGAGGCCGGACGGGUGCGACCUCCCCCGCUUCGACGCGGCGCGGUUCUUGGAGGCCAUGAGGGGCAAGUCCAUGGCCUUCGUCGGGGAUUCCCUCGCCAGGAACCAUCUGAAAUCCCUGCUCUGCCUCUUGUCCAAGGAGGCGCAGCCGGUGGAGGUCCGGACGUCGCCCGAGAUCGACGUGACGGGGAGGGCCGUCCGGCGAGACUACCACUACAGCAACCACGGCUUCACCAUCUCCCUCUUCUGGUCGCCGUUUCUCGUCAAGGCCAACCUAUCGAACGCGACGCUCGGCCAGUGGGACCUCCACCUCGACACGGCGGACAGCCGGUGGGCGGCGCACAUCGCCGACUUCGACUACAUCGUGCUGUCCGGCACAAACUGGUUCCUCCGCCCGUCAGUGUACCGCGAGGGCGGUCGCGCCGUCGCGCACAACGGCGCUGCCGCCACCGCCGGGAACCUGACCAAGCUGCCCGUGCCCCGCGCCGUGCGCGCCGCGUUCCGCACGGCGCUGGGCGCCAUCGCGGCGCGCGAGGGGUUCCGCGGCAAGGCGGUCCUCCGGACGGUGACGCCCGCGCACUUCGAGAAUGGGGAGUGGAACACCGGCGGCGACUGCGUCCGGACGCGCCCGUUCCGGCGCGGCGCGCGCGCCCUGGGCGCCGUCGAGGCCGAGUACCGCGGCGCGCAGGUCGACGCGCUCAGGGAAACAACGGAGGCGGCGGCGCGGCGGAACGGCGCGGAACUGCUGCUGCUGGACAUCACGGAGGCGAUGCACCUGCGGCCGGACGGGCACCCGAGCCGGUACGGGCACCCGCCGGGCAGCAGCGUGGAGGGGAGCUUCGUGGUGGACUGCCUGCACUGGUGCUUGCCCGGGCCGAUCGACCUGUGGAGCGAGCUGCUGCUCCAGCUGCUGAUUGCCCAUCCAUCAUAAGCAUUGAUCUCGGCAGUGCCGAGUGCACCGAGCGAAGAGAAACUUCGAUCGGAUCUGUAAAGAGAUGACGGAUGCCUGUUUGU